Messenger RNA from Spizellomyces punctatus DAOM BR117, 1467 nucleotides. RefSeq lists its product as uncharacterized. Lineage: Eukaryota; Fungi; Chytridiomycota; Chytridiomycetes; Spizellomycetales; Spizellomycetaceae. The coding region runs from base 1 to 1467 and encodes 488 amino acids. The transcript is spliced from 3 exons. The record is from RefSeq and is a predicted model, not a curated record.
AUGGCCUCUCUCCUGCUACAUAUUCUUGACCGUCUCCGCAGAGAAAACCUACAUGGCCCAACGUCACCAUACCCAGCAACACGUCCUGCGCUUCGCAAACCGCAUCAGCAUUCUGUAGACUCACCAGACCACGACUCUUGGGUGCUCCUCGAUGAGGAAUUCGGUGACCUAGAUGCGAAGGACCCUAGAUGGUUUGAACUAUUUGUAGAGUUUUUUGUGGAAGGGGGCGCCGAAGGAAAUGAUGAUCUGCUAUUCUUUGUUCGCCAAGGUGGAAGUGGACCCGAAACUACAUCUGCAGAUCAACAGCAACAGGAUCCAAUAUUUGUGAGACGAAAGGUGGCAAAUACUAUGCCAUCACUCGGUGACCUUGUAGAUUGGAAGCAAACCUUUUUUCUAAACCUUAUUGUGCAACUACCCUGCACCCUUACGGUCGCUGUGUGUAAACGGGGAGCGAGUGGAGAGAGGAAGCGAAGCUUGUUGGCGGGUGAAGAAAGGAUUGUGGUUGUAGGCGCAAACUCCAGUGGCUCAGGUGACAGUCCAGCUACAGACGCCACCACGCCGAGUCCGGUUGGAGGUGGGCUCGUUGUAGAUGCAGAAAGUCCAGCAACUCCCAGUUCCCCAUCUCCAAAAUCCAAACCAAAGAUGAUUGCGAUUCAGCGAAUUCCAAAAACUGUUUACGCGGCGCCGUACAAAUCUCGUAUGGACGUAAAGGACGCCUUCAUGAACGAAUGCUCCUACCCCCUCGUGUACUACACUGUCAACGACUACGAAUCUCACGACCUGCACCUUUCUAUCCGUGAAAAGGAAUACUUGUGCGUGGAACUAUCUGUCAUUAUACCCGACGAGUCAAAGAGUGAUAGAGUCCGCAAAUGGACGACAACAUCUGGCGCGGAGGCUGUCGCCGCGAUAUCGUUGGACGAUGAUUCUGCACCAUUUCCAGUCCCGCGGGGAUGUGCAAAGAUUGUUCUGUUUCAAGGGGCCGUACCAUACACUUCUCUGCUAGAUAUAUAUCAGCAGAAAGGCCUUGCAGCUCGAAACCAAUUACGCUUGAGCUGGAAGAAACUGACGGAUGGAGGUAUUCAAGGCCGGAAAGGUAACGAUUCACCUCCGCCAGAACGAACCGAAUACAUCAUGAUGCGGGGACCUCACGGGAAAGGCCAAUGCCAAGUUGCUAUUAAAGACGACCUACCACCCCCUAACAUUGAGACCGAAGGGUCCUCAUCGUCCUCGUCACGAAAACCUUCGUCAUUGACAGAUAAGCUGUUCAAAAUGGGCAGCGCCGUAAGAACACAGCUCGUUGCUGCUGCUGCGGCGAGUGUGUUGGGUGUGGAUAGUGUUGGAAGCGAUGCAGAAAAAUUGAAGAAACCGGAGAGUUUGAGAUGUUCCAUGACAUAUGUAAAUGUUCCAUGGCAGUCUAUUAUCAGCGAUUUAGCAGAUCAUGCUAGCCGGCGGAGUGACAAGCGAUAG